Messenger RNA from Morone saxatilis (striped sea-bass), 2631 nucleotides. It is a transcript of the gene trim44, whose product is annotated as tripartite motif containing 44. The record is from RefSeq and is a predicted model, not a curated record. NCBI's taxonomy places the organism in Eukaryota, Metazoa, Chordata, Actinopteri, Moronidae. Gene Ontology annotation, molecular function: zinc ion binding. The transcript has 6 exons. The coding region runs from base 269 to 1333 and encodes 354 amino acids.
AAUAAGGAAGUAAACGCUGUCGGAUCGGAGCUGGAGCCCCCUGGCUUUUAUCUUCUGCUGUAAUGUGAAAGUGUAUCAGUCGACAGCUCAGUAAUAGAAUUCAAGGCUCAAGGGCUGUGCUAAGGAAGUUAGCCGUCGAGCUAAUUCCUCCACUGACUUCACAUUAUCUCUAAACAAGCACUAGACAGAAUAAGCAGAAGGGAGGGUGGAAGACACAGACGAGUAAGUAUUCUGCAGUGAGCUGCAAACUGAACUAUCAUCAGCCGCCAUGGACCACAAAGGGGAACCCCAGGAAGGAGCUAUGGGGCUGAAACACGAGGAGCUGCCGCAGAUGGACGGCUCAUGUGAUGCAUGCGAGCCUGAUGAGGCCCAGCCAGCCACCCAAGUGUGCCACACCUGCAGCUUUGCCUUCUGCCCCAUCCAUGCUGACAGACACGCCAGCAGCACACAUCACCCGCUAAUGCCUUAUAACCACGAGGAGACACAAGCUAAUGGACUUGGCGCCAACAGAGACUCCAGAGUUGGAGGUGGGGCUGAGGAUGAGGCUGGUGCGAAUCACGCCGAUGCGAGCGGGGAUGCUGGGAGAAAAGAAGGGGCUCAGAAUGGUCCGCAGCUGGAGGCUGAGCUGGGUGGUGGAGUUGAGGGUGCAGAAGCAGGGCAGGAGGUCAUGGCUGCUGGAGAGGCUGGCAAGAGGGACACAGUGACAGUAGAGAGACUGCGCUGCAAGGAGCAUGGACAGGAAGGCUCCCUCUACUGUAAACCAGAUGAGAAGAUCAUCUGUGUGGUGUGUGCUGUGCAGGGUGAGCACCGUGAGCAUGAGAUCAUCACCCUGCAUGAGGCAUACGUGUGGCAGAAGAGCAGGCAGGGUUACGACCUCCUGGGCUGUACACAACAGAUGGCUGAGAAGAUCAAGACCAAGUGGACCAAUCCUGAGAUGUCUACAGAGGAGCUAGAGGCCUACGUGAACAGCCAGUUCGAUGAGCUGCGCAGAUUGGUGCGUCUGGAGGAGAAGAGGACCCUUCACCUGGUAGACCUCAAAGAGGCGUUUCUGACAGCAUCCGCUGCCGAGAAAAUUGCAGAGAUCAGUGUCGAAACCGAGCGCCUGCAGGAAGAGAUGGCCAACAUCACAAACCAGCUGUGCCUGCUGGAACAGGCUGAGGCAGGAGGUCCUGCAGUGGUAGCAGAGGCCCUUGUAGCAGGCCCUGUACCAAUCCACAGAGUGCAGCACGACAUUGAGGCCAGGCCAAGGCUACCAGAGCCGAGGGCAAAUCCCAUGGACCCGCGGGACUUUGAAGACAAUGAUUCCGGACCAUCCAUGGGACACGCCCCCUGAUACCAGCAGAUCAGACUCUUACUACAUCCACCUGUCCUUCAAUGUCUGCUUCAGCCAGCCGCCAGCCCUGUUGAGCUGUCAGGCUGGCCCUCUCUCUGUCAGCCGUCUCCCUUUUUACCCUGCUCGCCUCCCCCUCCCCUCCCUGCUGGCAAUGAGCUGACCUUGAAGAAGGCUGCUGUGACAAAUAUGGAUGGCCACGUCUUUUCGGCUCUCAAACUUUUUUUAAUUCCUCCCUGGCUACUAACUUUCUUUAAUUGAAGCAAGCAAGUUAUGUGCAAUCAAUUACCAUCAGGCUCAAUUUCCACAGCCAGUCAGAUCCUUGGCUUACUGGUGAGGCUGGCUGACUCAGACAGGAGCCCGGCUAGGCAGCCAUGCGGAGCAUCUGUUAAGCCCAACAGAUGUCAACAGUGGGAAAUUCUGUGACAUGGUGGCGCUUCAUACUUCAUUUAUUUGCAAUAUCAUUUUGGUUCUGUCGUUUUGACAAACAUUUGGGACACUCUCAGACAUAGAAAGGGAACAUUUGUCAGAUGCCACAAUGCCUUACGUCGUCAAGAGAAUAUAUUACAAAAGUGUUCUGGGUAUUUUUAUUGUAAAAAGUUUCUCUAGCUUUUGUUCUACAAUCUUGUCUCUUGUACUUCACAUCAUCCUAUUCCCUUCACCCCUCCCUUCCCCUCUGUCCUCUGCCCUACCCACUGAUUUUUUAUGCUUGUAUAUUUGUGCGCACUUCCUUGUGUGCUUGUCAGAUCUAUUAUCAAAAGCGGGGGACAUUUUGACACCUAUUGAUUGGUGAAUGCUGCUGAGUCUUUGUUAGGUGAAAAUCGAACUGUAAUUUGACUGUGCAAAAUAGUACUCCCGCAGUAUCAGCUUUCUAUGUACUGUAAUGUAAAGGCUCAUUACUCCUGGCCAAUCUGCAGCGUAUGACGGAUUACAGUCCAGACAAGUGUAUGCACUUUCUACCUUGACCCGCUCAGACAUAGCUUUCAUUCAUGAUGCACCGCAGCAAGUCUUUCUGUAUCAGCAGUUUGUUUUUAAUGUGAUUGAUUCUGUUGCCUUCAAUUCAAAAUUGAAAGCAGUUUCACCCAUAAUACGUGGAACAUGUUUGUCAACAUGACACUGCACUAAGAUACAAUGAGAGUUGUAUACCCACCCAAGGGAAAUGAUAUUAAAAUAACUCUACCAGGUCAUUCUUUAUUCUAAUGUAACAGCAGACAAGCGUCUGACUGUCUGAUGUUUCUUCUUUUUUAUUUUCUAUUUUUGUCUUAAAGCUAUAAAUAAACAGCCUGUUUUUUUAGAUUGGA